This is a messenger RNA of Xyrichtys novacula (pearly razorfish), 17524 nucleotides long. NCBI's taxonomy places the organism in Eukaryota, Metazoa, Chordata, Actinopteri, Labriformes, Labridae. The record is from the annotation of a GenBank genome assembly.
GUCUGUCACCGGAAACCAGGAAGUUUGGCUGCUAAAGUGACAUAAAGCCGAGCGGUGAUGUUGUGUAACCUCACGUUUUGUAAGUACUAUCUGUCAUUGUUGCUUUGAUAUUAGUCUUUGUGUAUCUUAUUUUACCCAGAGAACUUAUAACAGAAACCUUGACCUCUUAUUAGACGGUUUAAUAUAUGUCGGCUUGUUUAAUUCCACUCGGACAGAUGCGGGUUCCGCAGACAGCUGAUGAUGCUCAGCUAACCGUUAGCUUAGCAGCUAGCCCAGCCACGUAAACAAUAGAGAGCUGUGGGGGAUUUAAAGGUUUAGACUUCAGUGUAUGUGAAAUUAUAACAGACUGAAUAUCUAUCACAGAGCUAACUGCUUAAAUAUCUUUAAAUUAUUGUGAACGUAGACCUUUAUGGAGUAAUAGAGCUGAAGUCUGUCGAGAUUUAAGAAACCAUGAACUAAACGUACUGCUAAUACUUUGGUUAUUAGUUAUGUAUCUGUGUGAGCAUUAUAAAGUUAUCCCAUGUUAGCUGAUUAAGAAUAUUUGCCAAAAAAUAAAAGUUAAUUCCAUUUAAUGUGAGGUUUGUAGUAUGAGGAAGCUGGUUCUCUAUAUAUUUGACUAUGUCACCAUGGUAACCGUCUCUAGAGUUAAAUACAGCUCUUAAUUAAACAAUGUAACUCAAUGUGUCCUUCCCAUCUCCCCUUUUUCUGUCAAAACAGUGUCGUUUUCUCUGCAACAACUUCAACAAUGUCCAUCACUACUUAUCAUCUUAUCAGUCCAUUUCACUCAGAACCAUCACAAGGCUUUGAAGAGCCAUCCUAUUAAAAUGUUAAAAUCUACUCUGCAGUACACCUCUGACCUCUCUGAAUAACUCACCGUCUGAAUGGUUGUGUCUGCAGCAAUAUCACCAUGCCUGUAGAGGGUUCAGAGGACCAGCUGCCCUCGUCUCUCUCCAGCCCUGUCAGUGCUGCUCUUACCCCCGGAGGAGGGACAGAAGAUGAUGGGGCAAUUGGGGGCACAGCGGUCUGCUCUUUCCCUGGAAACAACCAGGGCUCUGAGGCUGCUGCAGCUUUUCCUGCAAACACUGGACCUGAUGAAGGCACAAGUGGUGAGCUACCUUAAUACAAUAGAGAGUAAUGCCUCAAAUAGCUUUGAUCUGUUCUCUAAUGUGUUUUGAUUUGUUGCAUGGUACAGGUAAAAGGUCUGGAGCCUUGCUGCAGAUUGAUCGACAGCGGAUCCAAGCAGCAUCGGCCAGCUCCGGAGCUGAUGAACUCCUGGGUCUUGGGGUGGCUGUGUACGAUCAGGACGUCCUUGAGCAAGGUGUCCUGCAGCAGGUGGACGAGGCGAUUCAUGAGGCCAGUCAGGCUGCUGCGAAAGUCGAGGCAGAGAAAGAAUAUCACUCUGUGCUCGAUGAUGUCAGGUAAAGUACAACAUUAUGUACUACAGUCACACUAAGAUUUGUACCUAACAUCUAUAAAUGUAAGAGCACACUGUUGAGUGGCAGUAGCCAUUUCUAUUCUGAUUGUAAAUUUCUUACAAAAUAAUCUUUGAAAAAGAAAUCGAACACUUUUACUGAAACUUUACUUGGUCUCCCAGAUUUCUGCAUGUUGAAUUUGCAUAUCAAAUUAACUUCUAACCCUAACAGGCCUUCUAGAACAUACUGACUAUAUAUGUGUGUUUCAGGUCUGUUACUUUGUCCCUGAAACAUAUCAACAAGAUCAUCGAGCAGCUCUCUCCGUAUGCUGCCUCCAGCAAAGAUAUCAGUAGGAAGAUUGAAUCGGUUAAACGGCAGAAAGAAAACAAGGUACAGUAGUCAAGAUGACAAAGUUUCAAAAUAAAAUUGAACUACUUACAUUAUAAGUGUGGUGAUAACAAAAACACUUUUUAUUCAGGAGAAACAGCUGAAGAAAAUCAGAGCCAAACAGAAGAGACUUCAGGCCAUUCUGGGAGGAGAGGACACCCAAAGAGUGGAGGCUGAGCUUUUGGCUGAUGAGGAUGAUGAAGAAGAAGGUGAGGUGUCUCUUGAACUCAGAUACUCAUGGAGGUAGUGAUUAUGAGGCUGGGAGGUCAGCCCUUGGUUAGAUAAGUCUGAGAAGUGUGUGUUUUUUUUUAUUUGUUAAAUUUACAGUAAAGCUCUGCACAGCCAAAACUAUAUUGAAGUAGAGCUGAAACAGAAACAACACACAGUAUUCAUACCAGCUGAAAGUAUGGUUGCCAAAAGGCUAAUCUGUGGCGUCACUUUUCUGAAUUAACAGAGUUGGUCAUGAGGAAAGGCUUGAUAUUAGGUUAUUUACCCUAUUUUACAUUAAAAUGUUAAAAUCUGGAAUGGACUUUAUUUUUUACAUUUUCUUUUCCAAAUCCACCAUAUGACUUAUUGAGUCUUAUAAUGUUUGUUUUUACUUUCUAAUAAAUGUAAAAAAAUGUAAAAAAGUAGUGAUGUGAGAUAUGUUAACAGUCUGAGAUAGUUUCCCUUUUAAUAAUGUGUGAAAUGACAAGAUUGGAUCUCUCAAACAUUCAUAACACACCUUGACCUUUUACACACCAGUGCUGGAACAGAGUCCUUUAAUCACCACACCUGUGUACUUAUACUUUGCACUUCUUUGCACUUGAAGAAAGCAUGAUAUUAGCGUCAAUCACAGUGUGUGAUUACAAACAGGUUCUUAGCUCCUACUCUACUCAUCGCCACCUGCUUACCCCCUCUCCACUUUUGGUACUUCCUCAGAAGGAGAAUCAGAGGCAGAAGACUUUGCCCCACUAUUAAAUAUUCGGCCUUAAAAUGGCAGCAUUCAGCACCGAGAAUUCACACACAGAUAAUACCUGGGCGGUUUGUCCGAAUAAGUUUUUUUCAGCUUCCCAAGUAGAAGCACUACAGUGACCUUUUAUAGAUCUUGUCUAAAGAUCAGACACAGUGAAGGGAAACCAGGGUUGGAGGGUGAGACACAACAUAGUGCAGUUUGUGUGGGGAGGGCAGAGUGGGGGUAACAGAGCUGAAAGAGAUACAAAGAUUUACCUGACAGUGACAGUAGAAUUUACAGUACUGUAUGUAACCCAGUCUGUUAUCUGUGUUUCUUCAGAAGCUGGGCCGUCUACCCUUGGCAGCAUGCUCAUGCCCGCCCAAGAAACAGAAUGGGAGGAGCUUAUCCGAAAAGGUCACAUGACCCCUUUUGGUACACGCAUCCCGCAGAAGGAAGUUAAAAAGGAGCCUCGAAAAGUGAUGCUGGCUGAGAACUCAGCAUUUGACCAGUACUUGAUGGACCAGGCCAAGCUGGCUACGGAGAGGAAGAAGGUCCCUGCUCCAAAGAGGAGGAGGAGCUCCGGACACAGCUCAGGACCUGAUGAUCAGGCCAGAAGUAAAACCAAGAGGACUAAAUUGCUUCCCAAGGAUAAAAAAAUGAGGAAGCGCAUGCGAAAGCUACAGAUAACCGCUCUGAAGGCUCAUCCCAAAGCUCGGCCUAAAAUCGAGCCACAGGCUCCUAAACUGAAGAAGAAACAUCGCGCUGAGGGAGAGGAGACCGACAGUGAGGGGUCAGAGUAUCUGCCCAGCGAUGAAUGCAUGGAUCCAGAACAAGAAGAAAGAGACGCCCUGGAGGAGGGCUUUGGGGAGGAUGAUGAUGAAGAGUACGAGCUGAAACCAUACAAGAGGAAAACUGAAGGAAAAGGGAGAAAGAAGGUGAAAAAAGAAGAGAGUGAGGAGGACUACUUACCAGAGAGUUCAAAUGAAGAGGAGGAUAAGAAGGGUAAAACCAUAAGAUUCAAAGAUGAUGGAGAUGUGGAGUACUACAGACAGCGAAUAAGGUAUGACCAUGUCGCAGCUAUGAACUUGUUGACAUUAUUUGGUAUUUUUACCUUCAUAUUUAAAACGUGUCUUUCGUUUGUCAGCAGCAGAUUGUUGUCAGAGUUGUUUUUGGAUGUAAAGAUGCAAAAAGUUUCCAUGUGAAGUUUGAACGUAUACAUCCGGGCCUGAAAAUGACAGGCUCAAAAAACAAACACUGAGUCUUUAACUUUGGCAGUGGUGCAAAUGUGCUAUUGUUAUUCCCUUUAGUUAAGGAGAAAAGCAGUUUGUUUCUGCUGGCUCCGUAGUGCAGAAGGAGAGUUAAUCCCAGAUGAGAUUGGCAGCUGUUUCUUGACUAAGCAAAUUCACUCCCUGCUCUUCUUCUCUCUGCUCUCACACUGGCCUAAUUAUCCUCCUGCACAUGGUUUUAUACACUCACUCACUCUAAUGCUCAAAUUAAUGGAAGAGCAGCCCUAAUGAGAUUUUAUAUUUAUAGCUGCCAAAUAAAUUGUGUUGGCAUGUGUCCUUUUUCUACACUGCAGUGAUUGAAUGUCAAUUCAACAGCAUAGACACGGCAUGGAUGGUGAGGCUAGCUUAUAUGAGGAAUGAUAUUAUUAGAGCAGGCUGUAUUUGUAGUUAGGUAGAGGGGGUGGGGAUGGGGCAGAAAAGUGUAAUUAACUGAACCAAUGCUUAGUCUUGACUUAAUUAGAGAGUGUGGUCUCCCAGGCCCAGCUAAAGGACCAGUUUCAUGGCAGGGUGACAGGACCAGGCCCAAAUGAAGAUGGAUUCUUAUCCCCUCCACCUCACACCUUUCUGGGGAACUCGCACUACUAAUUGUCUGUAUCAAUCUUCAUUUGCUGCGCGACGACUGUGCCUCUAACUGCCCUCUCUCCUGCACCAUUAAAACUCUUCUCUUUACAUUUCCUUUUUUUGCUGUGGAUGUUCUACUGCUCGAGGGAAAUACCCACAACUCCAAACACUUGCUAUCUUCACACCUGUGUGGGCAAGUCUAGAACUACAUCACUGAGGACCAAAAGUGCAAAUGUAACAUCGAACUAUCCCUUCUGUGUCCCUGAUAACUCUGCUGGGGUUUGAAUUGAACUCAGCCUGGCCAAAUUUACAUGGGACUUUAGGAGACUUCUUGGAUAGGUGACGAGUUGAAAAGCUGCGAGUUGCUCUGUGUGUCUUUUCGUUAAGUUGUAACAAGCUCAUUGUUUGGCGUAGAGCUCAAUCUCUGUUACUUCUGUCUAACUUACUGAGAUCUUCAGUGAGACAGAAAAGAGAAACUAUUUUUACUGCCACAUGUUGUUUAACUGCAUUGGUAUACACUUGUUUGCUCUUUAGGAAGUGGAAGCGACAACGUCUCAGAGAUAGGGAGUCGAAGAGAGAAAGAGGCGAGGAGCUUUCGGAUGACAGCGAUGAAGAGUUUGACGAGGGCUUCAAAGUACCAGGUUUCCUGUGGAAGAAACUUUAUAAGUAAGUACAAAAGGAAGCAAAAAGGCAAAUCCCAUAUUCAGUCACUUAAAGGUGUUCCCGAUGGUAAAGUAAGGAAGUGAUGACAAAUGAUUGAUAGCAGUUUAUCUGUUCUUGAAUAAUAAAAGCUGUUGGCACAUACACUAAAACUAACAACCUUUAUCUUGAAACUGUAAUGAUUAAUUAAAGAUUAUUUGAUCAGUAUUUCAUGAAGCUGCUAUUAUAAGUCACUAUUAUCCUGUAGAGGUGAUUCUGUUGUUUUUAAAUACUUGUAUUAGAAACUAUGGCAUUGGUUUAAUUUGAAUAAAACUUAGUCGAAGAAAGUUUAUAUUCUUUACAUCUGAAACUUUAACCACAUUACAAGUCCUGGUAUUUAGCCCCCAUGUCAUCUUAUAUGACAUUUUUUUUCUCAAUAGUAAUUGUAACAAUAGUAAUAACAAUAAUGAUAAUGAUAAGUUAAUAUAUAUAGAAUAUAUAAUAAUUAUAUAUAAUAAUUAUAACAGCAGACAAGAAAUGAAUAUUAGAAUCAUAGAGAAUAAAGGGCGAAAAAUCCUAGAACAGCAUUUUAUGGACAUUAAAGAUUCCCAGAAGAGGGAAAUGAACAAAAAAGGAACAAAAGCAAAAUGACAAAUGAAAAAGAUAAGGGGCAGUUAGACGCAAAUAAAGCAGCCAAUAAAUAAAUGAAUAAAUCUGUGAGUAAAUGAAAUUAAUGAGACCAAGGACGGGAUCAGAUGAGGACGUUCAAACAAAUGGUGUGAACAAAACAUAAAUAAAUGAAAUAACGUUUUUUAAAGGAAAUAAAUUUAUCAAGUUAAAAUUGACGAGCGGUUAAAAUGUAUUUACAUAUCAUUUAUUCGUUUAAGCUUUUUAUUUAAUCAUGAUAAAUAUCUUUAUAGUUAAAAAUGUACUUUUGGCUCACCGGUCUAAUUUAUUUAUUUCCUUGGUUUUACUCAGGGAAGCACGGCUGAAUUAGAGUUCAGUUAAAUUACAGUGUGUUAGCAUCGUGUUGUCGUCAUAAACAGGUGUUUACCUUACCUGUAUGAUAUCACUCUGUCAGGUACCAGCAGACAGGUGUGCGGUGGAUGUGGGAACUCCACUGUCAGCAGGCUGGUGGCAUCCUCGGGGACGAGAUGGGAUUGGGUAAAACCAUCCAGGUCAUCAGCUUCCUGGCUGGACUGAGUUACAGCAAACUGAGGACCAGAGGAUCCAACUACAGGUACACACACACACAUACACACACAUAUAUACACACAAACUGUGGCCAGAGACUGUGUGUCUGUAUGGUAUGAAUAUUUGAUCAGGGGGAUUUCUGCUUGAGAGUGUUCAUCUGAAUUAUUAAACAUGUUUCAAUUAUCCGACUCUUCACUUUCUUACUGCAGACAUCAGAGAAAACACUGACACUCUGUUUGUGUGGUGUUCCUGUGUGUGUGUGGGUGAGAGACAGUGUGUAUGCGUUUGUGUGUCUGUUAGAGUGGGGUGGAGUGUCUUUAUGAACACUUAAAAUGAAAUUUGGACUCAUGAAGUGGGGGUGGAGCCGGUGUGGGACAACAAAUCAACUGUAGAAAACAUGCCACAGCGGUGAUGAUAAUCUGGUUUUACUGCUCAAACGACACUCGUGCAUCAAGGAGGUGGAGCUUCCCUGAUGGUCAAUACUCUGUCUGCGAUGGACGCCCACAAAUUGAUUGCUUUUAAACUCAAUUAUGGCCAAGUAUCAAUAGCUUCCACCGGGCAGAGGUUCAGACCAGCCCAUUAGUGUAUCUCUGUGCAUGUCAGUGCGUGUGUGUGUGUGUUUGAUAACUCUUGUAAAUCUUCACAUGAAGGUGAAGCAAGUGUUUGUACACCUUGUUUGAGAGAAUCUAACAUCAGAGUUCGGCUGUGUUUACAUGAUUCUGCUGCAUUAUUGUCCCUUAACCCUUAGCUUCCUAUAUUUCCCUUAUGCCCAAAUGCAUCAAAAAUUCUGCUUGCAAGCGAAAAACAUUUUCUUUUCAUGUUUUGGGAAAAAUUAAUUUCUAUAGCAGCUCAUAGUAUGGAAAUGAUGACUCUAAUUUGCCAAUAAAAUUUGCUGAGGUUAUCUAAAGUUUUAUUAACAUAAGCUCCUUUGUUGCGCGUCUCAAUGGCUGCUCGGGGAUUAUGGAUUUCUAUACUGUGUGUUUGCUUUAAGGUAUGCUGGUCUGGGUCCGACGGUCAUUGUGUGCCCAGCUACAGUCAUGCACCAGUGGGUGAAAGAGUUCCACACCUGGUGGCCUCCUUUCAGAGUCGCUGUCCUGCAUGAAACCGGCUCCUUCACCAGCAACAAGGUAAUUGUUUCUUAUUGUGUGUUCAAUUUUCAUAUUCAUAACUCACUUGGAAAGUUUUCUACAGGGUCUGUUUUUCCUCUGGGGGGCACUAGAGCUCUGUUUAUGCAGCAUUAUCUCCUAACCUUCUCCCCUCUUCCCCUCUCUCUUCAAACCACAUUAAAGUAGAUGCCCUACUUCCACACUUAAGCUUCCACACAUGGUGAGAAAUUGCACUGACGAGAACUUGAAUGGGUCUAUAUCUUUUUUUUUUUUUUUCCUCUGUUGCAGGAAAAGCUUAUACCAGAAAUAGUAGCGUGUCAUGGUAUCCUCAUUACUUCAUACUCAGCUGUGAGGAAUAUGCAAGACACGCUGCAGCGCUAUGAUUGGCACUAUAUUAUCCUGGACGAGGGCCACAAGAUCAGGAAUCCAAAUGCUGGAGUCACCACUGCCUGCAAACAGGUACUGAUUCAGACAUGAACAUUAACACACACAUUUUGACUUGAUCAAAAUCUUAAAACAACAAAGAAGUUAUAUAUUGGACAAGUUUCAACUUUGUGAAGUAAAAAAAAAAAGAAUUCUUUUAAUUUUUUUUCCUAGUUUAUCUUAUUUCUCCUUCAAAUCAGAGCUCAUGAUUUGCCUCCACUCUUUUAGGAACACAAACACAGUCUUCCAGAAAUAAAUAACACACGUCUUUUCCUCUCUCUCUCUAGUUUCGGACUCCGCACAGGUUCAUCCUCUCAGGCUCUCCCAUGCAGAACAAUUUGAAGGAGCUGUGGUCUCUGUUUGACUUCAUCUUCCCGGGGAAACUGGGGACAUUGCCGGUUUUCAUGGAGCAGUUCUCUGUGCCCAUCACCAUGGGAGGAUACAGCAACGCCUCACCUGUACAGGUACCAGAAGGAACACACAACAAAAUAUAAUUACAGGGUGUCCUGGAGGCUUAUUUGGUAGAAUGUGACAUUUAUAGUUUUGUCUUCUUAAUGUUAUCUGAGGUUAAAUCCAUCUCUUGACUCUUUUUGAUUAUUUAGAAAAAUACUGUGAAGCAAAAAUCAAUUGUUUACAAUUAUACAUCUAUGGAAAAAUUCAACGAAAUAAAAAUUAAAUAUAUACACAAAAUAAAAGUUAACCUAAAAACUAAAGUGCAGAGGAGGCUCCUGAAGUUGACUCAAGACAUCAUGGGAUUCAUUUAUCCUCUCACAUCCUCUUGCAGACUGUUUCAAAGACAGGUCACGAUAAAAGCUAGCUCCCCAUGCAUUUGUGAGUCAUUUUUUAUCAUGGGCGAAAAAUGGGGAAAACAAAAACUAGUCAAUUAAUCCAGCAUCCCUACAACUAAUCCUCUAACUCUCGCAGUGACAGGGCAAAAUCUUCAAACACGCACGAUUUUGUAGAUCUACAUACUUGAAAGCAAAUCAGAAGGAGAGAAAACGCAGCAACAGAGCCAUUAAGUGCAGAGCAGGAUAAUGUAGGACCAUGCAAAGGAACUUCAGUGCAUCCCUUGUGUGUGUGAGAGAGAGAGAGAGAGAGCAAGAGAGGGAGAGGCUAAAGUGGAGAGCCAGCCAGCUAAAUUGUAGCCCUUUGUCAUUAGUGUUCAGUCGUUAAUAAUCCACUGACUGUAUGGAUUUAAUUAUUUAAGCCGGCUAUUGAUGCUUCUUCCGCUGUCGAUAAUAAAAACCUUUACUAAUUAUUAAUGUUAUUAAAUGGUCAGAGAGGGCUAAGCUCUGCUGCCUUAUCCUCUUCUCGAAAUUGUCAGAGCAGCAGAGCAGGUCCACUGCUGAAAUUUACGCUCAUAAAGUCAGAUUUAAGUCAAACUGUACGCUGGCGGGGUGGGGUUGAAGGAGCUUUUUGUUCAGGGAUCCAUUACUGACCCCCACGUGGAUCCACUCAGCAGCUUGUGCAGAGAUCACCAGAUCAUCUGCUGCCCUCCUCUUCUGACCUCCCUCAAGCCCUAAAUCCCACCACCUUAUUGCCCCCUCCAGCACUGCAAAGUGCGUCUUUGAUCCCCUCGUGGACCCCCAGUGAGUUAAUGUUUAAAAGGCUAACUGGCCUUUAGCACCGAGUCGGGAUGAGGAGCAGCAUGACGUUUGCAGCAGGGCGGGAGUGGAUGUUUCUCUGUCUUCCCCUCUGGAGCUGACCGGCUUGUACAGCUGAUGAAAGAGGAGGGUUCAUCCCCAGAGACCAGCAGCACUCUGAUCAAUGUUUAAUGGCUCGUACUACAGAGAGGGACAGCAACAUGAGGGAGGUGAUAGGAGAAGGCAGAAGAGGGGCUAAAGGACAAUCAUGCCUCAGGAAACAUUCACACCGACAGCUGUGGGUGUUGACUGUUUGACAUGCUGAGUUUAAUCCUUUGUUUUUGUCUUUUAGGUCCAGACUGCGUUCAAGUGUGCAAGUGUCCUGAGAGACACCAUAAAUCCUUACCUGCUCAGAAGAAUGAAAGCAGACGUCAAGGCCAACCUGUCUUUACCUGACAAAAACGAACAGGUAUUCAUCAUAGUCGCUGACACUUUGACCCUGUCGUGUCUUCGUAUUGAUCAACCUCUCACGCCCAGAUCUCUGAACUGGGGAGGUGUUUAUCUGAUUGGAUGUGACUGCAUGUGCCACGUCUAAGGAGUAUUUGAUGAAUGUGCACGGCCCUUGUCAGGUGAAGCCAGCUAAUAAAGUCCCAGUAAAGUAAAAGGAGCAGGUAUUCAUUAAGGUGGCCGGUCCCUGGUCUGUCCUCGCGGCUGACGCUGGUUGACUCCUCAGUCCACUUCAGCUCAUUAAGUAAAUCCCUCAGGACAGCAGAGGCUCCAAAAAACACGCUGCUUUCCCUUUAAUUUCUCUGCUCACACUCUGCACUUCAUCAAAGAGCCUUAAAGUGGAUUUUCACUGCUCAUUACACACUCUUAUACUGCUGUGUGUGUGUUUCUGUCCAGGUUCUGUUUUGCAGAUUAACAGAGGAUCAGCGGCAGGUGUAUCAGAGUUUUUUGGAUUCCAAAGAGGUCUACCAGAUCCUCAAUGGAGACAUGCAGGUAAAAUCAACAGUGUUUGUUCAGUACAUCCUUUACUUACUUUUCACAGGCCCAAAACAAACCUCAAGACUUAACCUUGGGAACCAAAUUCUUCCAGACAGAGCAGGGCGCACAAGUUGCCUGGAAGAGAUAAAUAACUACAAAUCCCUUUCUUCAACUAGAAAAGCACUCGGAGAGCGCAGACCUCCGCCAAGCAGCUCAUGUCCCCCCUUAUAUUGUGAUUCACACCAAAACUUUUACUGUUACGUGUCUUUUAUUAACUUUUAUUUGUGUUUCAACUGGUAUGUUCACUGUUCAUAAUGUUCCUAAAACAACAAAGCUCAUAUUAGAUACAUAAAUGCAUGAUUUAUUAUGCAAUACACUUCCUUGUAUCUUCAUUGGUUAUCUUUCAGCAUUGAAAAUUCCAACGACACCCUUAUUUUUGUGUGUUCUGGAUCACAGUAUCCAGAAUUUUGUCUGGAUCAGGAUCAACCUUUGACACCUCAUAAAACUCAUUAAGAUCCUUUUGUGUCAUUUUUUACUAAAGACUCUGGACAUUUUUAUAGAGUUAAAUGCAAAAAUUCCAAAAUUUGCCCUCUCUCACAAUGAUAAAGAAUCCUUCAAAAAAAUUCCUGGAUCCAGAAGGCGAUCCGGAUCACCACCAAAAUGUAAUGGGAUCCUCCUGGGGCUGAGACGCACCUCUGGUGAAAAUUUCAGGUCAAUCCGUCUGUUACUUUCUCCGUAAAGUUGCUAAAAGACAAACAAACAAACCAACGCUACCAAAAACAUUACCUCCUUGGCGGAGGUAAUAAGUGAUGGGACAUGUGGAGCUUUUCACAAUAUUUUCAAGCACUGACUUAAAAGCGACAGGCUUAAGUGUCAAAUCAGCUAAAUUCACACACCUUUAUCACCAAUUCUACAAUGGACUCUAGGUAAAUCCUAAAAGAGAGAUUGCAGAAAUACAGACUCACAAAAAGGUCAUAAUUUUGGGCUGUAAAGUCCUAAUCUAAACCCUCACACACUUACAUGAACGGCUCAAAGACCUGAAGCCAGAGACAAAAAGAAGACUUUCAGAAACAAGUCUGUCUGUUUUCAUUCAUCAACAGUUCAACUUCUUCACCCACAGUUUGUGUUUUUUCAGCGCUCUUAUAAACUUAAAAUAAAACACCACUGUGAGGUGGAAUAAAAACAUUUUUCAGGUAAAAUUUUUAAACCUCACAGCUUGACUUUAGUUUUCUUUAAGAUGCUGACAUAAAGGAAGCUGUGCAGUUGUUCUUCUCACAUUAGCCAGACCCUGGAGAGAGAGAGACUCCUCCAUUUAUCACCACUGACCAAAUGGACGUGGUUGGAGAGCCAGGGGUGACCACGGCAGAUUGCGCAUGCACACACACACACACUCACAAACGCUCAUUCUCUUAGACAUAUUCAGUGGUCACUCUCAGUCCAUUAACCACCAUUACUAAUGCAGUGACCGUUGGGCCUUCAUCAACAAACAGCCUUUAUUGUCCGUAAAUAAAUUAUGUAAGUCAUUCCUGAAGCCAAAGUAAAUGUGUUUAUUUGUUUAAAGCUGAAAUAGAGUAAAACUGCUGAAAAUACACCGACUUUAUUGUAGUUUUGUGACCUGUAAAUUAGUCCCGGACAUACAGGGAGUGCCUGUUUAUUUAAAGGUGCUGCAGAGUUUCCAGCUUGUCAUGAAUAAAACCUAAUUAAUGAAUCAAUUAAUACUUACAUGUGAGCUACAAAAGCGAACAGGACCAUCAGCUGGAGACUGACAAUUUUUUUAAGUCAUUUAGAAAAAUUCUUUAUUUUAGAUGUGAGCCUGACAAUUACAAUCAAAUGCAAGACAAGUAAAAUUCCUGUACUGUAAAGCACAGAAUCAACAGUUAGAUAAGUUAUGUCCGGAAAAGCCGCCAAAAUGUAUUCAAACGAUUUACUCUUUUUAAGAACCUUUCCUCCUUUUCCUCUCUUUUUAUUUCGCUGUUCAGGUUUUCUCUGGUUUGAUAGCGCUGCGUAAGAUCUGUAACCAUCCAGACCUGUUUUCUGGAGGACCCCGCAUGUUGAGGGGAAUCCCCGAGGACCAGCUAACUGAGGAGGAACACUUUGGCUACUGGAAACGCUCGGGAAAGCUGAUGGUGGUGGAGUCCCUGCUCCGUCUCUGGUUCAAACAGGGACACAGAGUCCUGCUCUUCACUCAGUCCAGACAGGUGAGGAGCAGGUCACUCCGGCCGUCUCUUACUUCAGUGGACUCUCAUGAUCACAUGUCUACAUUUGUUUUUGUGAUGCUACAUUUCCUGCCUGUUUGCCUGCUUGUUUUGCAUGUGAGAACAACUGAGCUAAAGAGUGUGUUUGCAUGUCGAUGUGUGUGAGAGAGGAAGGCCCCAGCUGUUGUUGUCAAUACCAAUGAGAUUAUACCUCAGAGGGAACCUGAGACCCUCCCUGUCGGUAUCUCUGUCCAUGUAAUAUUAAUCUGCUCUAAUCCUUUUAGAGAUAAUCCAAACCUCAGCCUCUUCUUUCCUCCUCUCUUUCUGUUUUCCUCCUCCUCCUCCUCCUCCUCUUCUCACUCUGUCUUCAUCAUCUCCCUUGUCUCUAGAUGUUGGACAUCUUGGAGGUUUUUGUGAGGGAGAAUGACUACUCGUACCUGAAAAUGGACGGCACCACCACAAUAGCUUCCCGACAGCCGCUCAUCGCUCGCUACAAUGAGGUAAGGAUUAUGUCUCCCUAAUGGCUCUGAGUGUUUCUCAGGAAAAUCCCGUCCUGAGGGACAAAAGGCUUCAGAGGAACCCGAGGUCCAGAGGUGGAAACAUUUAUCGAUGACAAUCUGUUGUUCUAACUGAAUAAAAAUCAAGUUUCUCUGCUUUGAAAAAAUAAAAUUUAGUAUUCAUUUUAAUGAUGAGUUCAGCAGAAAGAGAUCAUAUUUUUUAGAUUUUUAUCAUUUUAGAAUUAAGUUUUCGAUAUUUUAUAAUAAAUAAAUAAAUAAUAAUUCAGUUUAUGUCCUAACAUUCGCAUUAAAUCAAUCACUGCUAAGGAAAUGAAUUUAAGGUACAGCAUUACAACAAUGAUGUCAGCUUUUAAAGGGAUUUUUAAGGAAUUUUUAGUCGGUUUAGAAUUUUAACUUCUCAAGAAAAGGAUUUUUUUUUUUUAGGAAGGAGGGGAGUCAAUUUUUUUUUUUUUUGGAGGUUUAGUUUCAAGUUCUCUCCUGAUUCUCCUUGAAAAUUAGUCCGUUUUUAAAAGGCUGUACAUUAUUGCUCUUCUGUUCUUGCUGAAACCGUUCAGAGAUAAUCACAAACAGGACAUGAUGUUGAUUUCUCACCGACGAUCUUUUCUGUCCUACAGGAUAAAUCCAUUUUUAUUUUCUUGUUGACCACUAAAGUCGGAGGUCUGGGAGUCAAUCUGACCGGAGCCAACAGAGUCAUCAUCUACGACCCUGACUGGAACCCCAGCACUGACACACAAGUACGACAAACACACACUCAACACUCAAAAUACACCAUUUACAGAGUGCAAACUUUGUCGAUUUAUGUUGUGUAGUGUUCUCAUGCUGAGUAAGACAGCAUCUUGAAAACGCACUUUUACUCCCUGGCUUUUAACUCCUGAGAACUCGGCCUUUUAAUCAUGUUUUUACUGAACCAUCUAUGUCCCCCUGUUUUUAAUGUGUUCCUGUGUCUUGUUUUUAUUGUUCAUGUUAAUUGUCUGGCUCUUUUUAUUUUGUUUUUAAUUUUACUGUACAGCACUUUGGUCAGGGCUUUGUUGUUUUUAAAUGUGCUAUAUAAAUAAAUCUGGAUUGGAUUGGAUUGGAUCUUUUCCUGCUUCCUCAUUUUCUGUAGUUUAACUAAAAGAAUGACUCCACUGAUAUUUCUUCCUUUAUUUAAAUUGUAUCGCGUUGUCUUUAGGCGCGUGAGCGAGCCUGGAGGAUCGGUCAGAAGCAGCAAGUCACGAUCUACAGACUUCUGACGGCUGGGACCAUCGAGGAGAAAAUCUAUCACAGGUCAGUUCGAUUAUUUGUUCUUUUUUUUUUAACCUCCUUUCAUCAGGAUAUUCGAACCCUCAUUGCAAUUAAAACAAGGUUUAAAUCAUCCUGUACUGUCUUUGUUCCGUCUCUCAACCUGUUUUGCAUUUCAGCUGUCUGUCUGUCGACUUCAUAUGUUUAUGAAUAUUGGUAAUAACAUGACUAAUUACUCGCAUCACCGCUGAAUUACUACAUGCACUAUCCCAGAUCUCAGUAAUUGAAAAGCUUUCCUGCUUUAUUAAAUGGCCAAUCUAGGACCUCUAAACUGUUGCUCUGUUUGGUUUGGGUCUGUGAUGUGCUUUGAAACAGCAAACUGGAAAAACUGCAGGGAUUCUAUUUUGGUACCUGCAGAAGUGUGGUUAACUAAUUUUCUCAUCCAUCAGCCAAACUACUCUGUAGUGACAGAGGAGCAGGGAAGCAAAGUGAGGUAAAAUAGCACAUUAUGCACAAGUAUCUAAUUCUGUAUUUUAUCUGUUUCAAUUCAGGCAAAUCUUUAAACAGUUCCUGACCAAUCGGGUUCUGAAGGACCCCAAACAAAGACGGUUUUUCAAAUCUAAUGAUAUCUACGAGCUCUUCACCCUGUCGGAUCCUGACGGAGCUCAGGGAACAGAGACCAGCGCAAUUUUUGCAGGUCAGCAGAUGUUUGUUUGUGUUUCCCCUUUUCUCUGUUAAAGCUGGAUUUGAUUAUUUGAUGGUUUAAUCGUAUGAAUGUCGUUUUUAAAAGGUUAUGAUGUGAUUCUACAGGUACGGGCUCUGAUGUCAGAACACCCAAGAAACCUGAGAGGCCAAAGCCAUCACCACACUUGGUAAAACAUGGCAGCAGGGCUUUUAAACCCUCCGCUGUGAACCAGAAUGAAACUGGUUCAAACAGAAGACACUCCUCUGCAAACAUUCCUACAUUUAAAGAUGGAAAAACUCCAGCACGCAAUGAAAUCUCUCAGCAUAAUGUUCCAACAGACCAAGGCAUCGACCAAAACGGUGUGGAUAAGGAGCCAAAUAUUUCAGGCAACCCCACACUCGCAGAAGAGGAUAACAAGGAUGUAGUCAAAAACUCAAACACACCGAGCUCUGCUCAGCGCAGAGACAAAGACUCGGCUUCAACCAGCCCACAGAAACACCGAGACAAGAGGAAGCACUGUGAGUCCUCCGACUCAGACAAACACAGUCAUAAGAAACGGAAACACAAAAAAGAUGCCCGAUUCGAGGGCCACCGUAUCUCUCACUUGGUGAAGAAAAGGACAUUCAAGAAAGCUGACAGUGAAGAGAAUGAAACCGGCGACCAGAAGAAGUCAGACGAUUAUGUUUUGGCAAAGCUCUUCAAGAAAUCUGGUACGAUUUUUCAACUACACGAUGAAAUUACACAGUCUCAUGAAACAAAAAGCUUAUCUUUGUUUUUUUUUAUCCUCUGGUCUUCUUCAGGUAUCCACAGUGUGAUGCAGCACGACACCAUCAUGGAGUCCUCUAACCCUGACUACGUCCUUGUGGAGGCCGAAGCAAACAGGGUGGCCAAAGACGCCUUGAAAGCUCUCAAGGUUUCUCGCCAGCAAUGCAGGCUGCCCUAUAACAGACCCCCUCCUCCACCUGCGAGGUAAACAUUUAUACGCUGGGCUUGUUCAGAGCGUCUCGAUUCACAUUUUGAACAAACUUAUCUCAUUAUUUUGAUGAUCUUCUAUCUCAGGAAAAGGUUUGGCCAAAAGAAGAACUCUCUCUUGGUUGAUAGUUCUGUUAAAUCAGCGCCUACUUCAAGCAAAUGCAAGGUAACAUCAGCAUGAAGAAAAUAAAAUGAGAGUGGUUUUAGCGUUUUUUUUCUGUUCAUCAUGAUUUGAUCUGUUUUUCUCUAAAGGAUGCUGCCCUCGUAAAGAAGUCUGUAUCAAAGAAACCGGGUUCAGCAGCUCAUUUCAGCGGGGAGGCCCCAGAAAGCGACUCAAACUCCGCCCCACUCUCCUCCUCCUCCCUCCUGGCCAGGAUGCGAGUCCGCAACCACAUCAACCUGCCCUCCAGCCAUAGAGAUGUAGAAGAAGAGGAAGAAGAGGAGGGCGGCUCUACAGCAGCAGCAUCAAGCUCCCAGGCCCCGCCCACCGAGCACGACGAGCUGCUGGUGGAUCUGAGGAACUUCGUAGCCUUCCAGGCGAGCGUGGACGGUCAGGCCACCACACAGGAGGUGCUGGAGUAUUUCAAACCCAGGCUGACCCAGAAUCAGGCGCCGGUCUUCAGAGAGCUGCUCAGGAGCAUUUGUGACUUUCACAGGAGUUCUGGUCAGGAGGGGAUGUGGAGGCUGAAGGAGGGAUUUCGCUGAGUGGAACAAACUGAUGCAGAUUUGAGUUCUUCUACGCCAUGAGUCUAAAAACAUGACAGAUUUGUUUUCACUUGUUUUCAGUUACCUUUUGGUUCAUUUCUGACAAAAACACAUUAUCCACCGUUCAGCCAUACUGACAUUUACACAUUAUUAAACUGUAAGUGGAGGACCAUGUCGUAGGAAAGCCACGGCGCAGUGUCAUACACACUCCAACUAUAGUUAGCUGUGAAGGAACUUAAGUUUGUUUAAUUUUUAUCUUUAGUGUUAGCUGGUUUCAGUUCUGCUCUUUCUUUGCACCUGGUUAUACUUGAAUUCACUUUUGUCAUAUUUGCCUGAGAGUCGCCCUGUACCAUCCUGAGUAACCGUUUACACUGAUGUUUGUUGUUGCUUAUAAAAACCUGCACCUGGACAGCCUCAGAGGUUGUAAUACACUUGUCUAAGCUGUGAUGAGAGUGCUGUACUGUUCUGUAAAUAUGAUUGAGACCUCACCGGUUGUGCAGAUUUUGUCAUUCUUGAACUGUGUGUACAAACACAACCUGAAUUUGUUGGUGGUUUACAGUUCUGUUGAAACACCUACCUCCUGGUAUUUGUGGUAAAACUGACAGAAGCUGAGAUGAUCAGCUGCCAUGUUUUAUAGGGAAUAAAAAUCAACCAAUGCAGUCAUGCACUGACUGAAUGCAGUAAACCUUUGCAACUGUGUUUUCUCUGUUUGUUACAAG